Vigna angularis (adzuki bean) is the source of this 1358-nucleotide messenger RNA. Its product is annotated as CRIB domain-containing protein RIC10. The record is from RefSeq and is a predicted model, not a curated record. Lineage: Eukaryota; Viridiplantae; Streptophyta; Magnoliopsida; Fabales; Fabaceae. Bases 375 to 1091 code for a protein of 238 amino acids. The transcript has 5 exons.
AAAAAAUAUGUUGAGCUACUGGUUUUGAUUUGCCUAACCACCAUCAGGGGGGGCGGUAGAUCAAAAUCAAGUGCCACCAUUCUACAGUUUUGAGUUUUCCAACCUGAAGUCUUUCUCUUCUUCGGUUGGAUGCUCGAUAACAUCCAAUCAAGAACAGGAAAACCUUCCAAAACAUUUUUUUCUAUGUCUUGAACAUUCAUUCGUUCUUCAUUGCCAAACUCAGAGAAGGCAUCAUACGAACGAUUGAUUCUAGCAAACAUUUUACCGGGAGGUGAUCAGAGAUUUGUAGCUGGUUCCAUUGAGAAGCGGGAGAACUAUAAUACAUUUUGAGGUUAAACUUUUGAGGUGCAAAGAUAGAUCUAAAGGCUCCAAUAAUGUCGUCGGGCGCGGUGAAAGGCCAGGUGAAAGGCCAGGUGAAAGGCCUCCUCAAAGGACUCAGAUACAUAUCCCAAAUAUUUGAUGAAGAGGAUGAAAAGCAGCAGAUAGAGAUUGGGUUUCCAACAGACGUAAAGCAUCUGGCACACAUUGGAGCGGAAAACGCUAAAGCAAGCCAACCAAGCUGGCUAACUGAGUUCAAAGAAUCAUCAGAAGGUUCGUCUGGAACAGUGGUGAACCCCGUCAAGGCUACACCUGAAGGUAGUAAUAGUGAUGCUACUAGCAAAGGUAAUAAUAAUAGUGAUGCUACAAGCAAAGCUAAUAACAGUGAUGCUACUAGCAAAGCUAAUAACAGUGAUGCUACUAGCAAAGGUGAAGGGAAGCGAGGCCGAAAGUCAAGGCCUCGCUCUUCUGAGAACCAAUCCACGAUGAGUUCUCCCAGCCGAGAGAGCUCGACGGAGGGAUCCAAGCCGAGCCGCCGAAACCAGGAAUCGUCUAAAAAGGCGAACCGUCAAUCAUCGGAAGAUGAGAAGCCCCCGACAGCGUCGAAACCCCGCAGGAAGUCGAAGACGUCGUCGGAGGACAAGGAUGGUGGGUCCGUUCGGAGGUCGUCGGAGGACAAAGAAGGUUCGUCAAGGAGGGCGCCACGAGGACGAAGACAUUCGAAGGGGGGUUCCUUAACUGAAUUCUCCUUCUCAGAAUCUGGACCUCAAUAGAAAGACAGAGUGAAACGGUGGACCAGCAGCAGAUUCAGUUUAGAGAGAGAUUUCAGGGGCCAGAAAUUAAUCAUCAUCCGAUAUCAAGUACCACGUACGCAUACAUAAGUAUAUAACCAAUCCUGCUUGGUGUUCUGACCAAUGUCAACUUUUUAUCUUCAUUUUGUUCAGUUCCUCCUUUUUUUGUAAUAGUGUCUCACUGGCUAUUUGGAUCCUCUGGAUUCAAUUGUUACCAAAACAUGUAACAAUUUUUUAAAUUGGUAUAAA